This is a messenger RNA of Somion occarium, 980 nucleotides long. The record is from the annotation of a GenBank genome assembly. NCBI's taxonomy places the organism in Eukaryota, Fungi, Basidiomycota, Agaricomycetes, Polyporales, Cerrenaceae.
CACUUUACAGUCUGGUCUGUAUCUGUCGGGCUCUAACUCUUCGCCAUGAAACAUGGCGUGGCUUUUCGGAAGUUCUCGAGGACGUCCUCGCAUAGGAUGCUUAUGUUGAGGAACCUGGUCACCUCUCUCAUUGAACAUGAGCAAAUCAAGACCACGCUUCCGAAAGCUAGAGACACCGCGAGGUUGGCAGAGAAGAUUAUAACCAUGGGAAAGAAGGGCGACCGGCCUGCAUUCCAACGAGCAAAUAGUUUCCUGCUUAAACCUCAGCUCAUGCCCAAAGUCUUCACCCAACUUGCUAAGCGCUACGCGGAUAGGCCAGGUGGCUACACACGUAUUCACAAGUACGGCAACCGUCCUGGUGACAAUGCUCCCCAUGCCAUCCUUGAACUCGUUGACAACCCGAAGGAUUUGAAGUUUGAGAUGACGGCUCGAGCAGUUGGUUGGGAAGUUCUAGGAAAGCGGGUGGGAGAAGCUGGACCAGCAAAACUUGUUCAACAGGGCGUCAGAGAUCUGCAGGAAGUUAUCGAGCAUGAGCGAGAAUUGGCACCUACACGACGAGGAGAACUUAGACCGACUACACGAUGGAACCUCCAGAAGGUCCUGAAGUUCCGGCCAGCUGAGGCCAUUUAUGAGUUGAAGAAGAAGGCCGAGGAUCACAUUGAUACCCUCUUGGCCAAGCCGCUGACUCUGAAGGAGUCGAAGAAGGAGUCCAACGAUGAACAAGUGGUCGUAAAACCCAGGACUAUUCGCCUCAAAGCCGGUCAAAAGCUUCCUGGUGCUGUUCAAAGUUCUUUGCGCUUGGCGCAGGGUGCUCUCGGAAAAGAGGCACCCACGAAGCCUCGAUGGUUCGAUCGACGGAAGCUCGGUGUUGAUGCGUCAAACGUGUGGGGUCAAUCAUAAUGUCUCUCGUCUCGUAUCUACGGUUAUCCUAUAUCCUAUGUUGUACGCUUAAUGACCUUCAGAAGUUGCUCGCAGCCUCC